Messenger RNA from Aethina tumida (small hive beetle), 2212 nucleotides. RefSeq names its product neprilysin-2-like. Gene Ontology annotation, molecular function: metalloendopeptidase activity. The transcript is spliced from 10 exons. Gene Ontology annotation, biological process: protein processing. Bases 42 to 2174 code for a protein of 710 amino acids. Gene Ontology annotation, cellular component: plasma membrane. Lineage: Eukaryota; Metazoa; Arthropoda; Insecta; Coleoptera; Nitidulidae. The record is from RefSeq and is a predicted model, not a curated record.
GUUUGUAUUAGAUUGUAGAAGAUCGUUACAAAUUUAAGAGCAUGGAUCACAAUGUAUUUAAAAGAAAAUGGGUGGAUCGUACCAGUUUGGAAAAGUUCUUGUUUUUUGUGGUGUGUGUUUUAUUAAUUUUAGUUCUUGUAUUAUUAGUUAGUUUGUUCUCCGUACGAUCAGACGCUUUGGUCUGCACCAAACCAGAAUGCAUAAAAGCUGCCAAUCACAUAUUAGACAUGGUCGAUGUUUCUGUGGAUCCUUGCGAUGACUUCUACAAUUUUGCAUGUGGCACCUUCAUCAGAAACAACCAACAGAGAUCUUCGUUAACUACUCUGACCGAUUUAGCCAGAGGGCAGCUCAAAGAUGUAAUAAUGGGUUUCGAUCAUCCUAGUUAUUCUAGAGGGGUUAACUUGCAGAGAAAAUUUUAUCAGAGUUGUAUAAACGAAAGUGCCAUUGAAAAAGAUAACAGUCAGACGUUGCUGAAGAAGCUCGAUGAACUUGGAGGCUGGCCAUUGUUAAACAGUACUUCUUUCGACGAGGGUAGAUUCGACUGGAUGAGUGCAAUGGUUAAGGCGGCUAAAAUUGGUCUCCAAUACGAUUUUUUUCUCAGUAUAAAAACUUUAGUCGAUGAGACCGACAGAAAUAAACUUUUGAUAACGCCACCUUACCUAGGUAGUUUGAUCAAUGUAGAAUAUCCGGAGGCUUUGAUAGAAAUGAUGGAACAAGUUGGGAUGGACCUGGGUGGGUUACAUAAGGGAGCAAUUGUAGAAAUAAGAAACACUGUCAAUUUUAUAAAGGAGUUUAAUGCGAUUGUGUCCAAAGCUUGGAACCAUACAAAAAAUGAUGAUAGUGACACUAAAGUUCAACCAAUCAACAAGUUGAACCAAAAAUAUAUUUACAAACCGUGGAAAGAGUUCCUUAAUAAUUUAACAGAUGGAAUCAUGCAAUUCAAAAGCGACGAUGAAGUAACAAUAAAAGGUGAGGAUUACUUAAGAGAUUUGUAUUUUUUGCUUCUAAGGACAAACAAAAGAAUACAUGCUAAUUAUAUUUGUUGGUAUAUCUUGAUUGAUAACAUGCAGUUUUUGAAGGAAAGUAUAAGAAAUAAAAUACGACAUGUAAGUGAAGAUGUUGGAGAAGAAAUUAAAAAUAGAACAGAAGAGUGCUUUAUAAUUUCCCGACAAUUCUUUCCAUAUGUAGCUGAAGGAGGAUUUCUAAGAAGGUAUACUAAAAAAAGUGAUGUUACUGAUAUAAACGAAAUGAUACAAAAUAUUCGCGACCAGUUUUCUGUAGCUUUUAAAUACAAUGACUGGAUGGACGAUGAAACCAAAAAAAUGAUGCAAGAAAGACUGGAAAGCCUCUCGCAAUCAAUAGGCUGGACUAAUUUCGUUUACAAAGCUGCAGAUUAUGAAAGAUCCUUGGAGAUUGAUCGAAUUAGAUUCAUGGACAAAAAUAUAAUUAACAUGGUCACAGAACUUCGCCGCAAUGACCUUUAUAAAACCUUCUCCUACAUAAAUGAAACUGUGGAUUUGGAAUAUCGAUUGCGUUACCCCGUUAUUGAUGUGAAUGCUUAUUUCAUUUUUGGUAUCGACACAUUAAUACUUCCGUUGCCAAUAAUUAGAGGUUUCAUUUAUGACGGUGAGAGACCAAACUACAUGAAUUAUGGCGCCUUAGGAUCAAUCAUUGGUCACGAAUUUACACACAGUUUUACUUUGACGGGAGAUCAUUCUUACCCCGUUAAUAACACCUGGAUGACCAACAGUUCCAUGACCAAGUUCCAUGAAAAAGUUCAAUGUGUUAUAGAAGAAUACGAUAAAUACCUGAAUGUAACUGAAGGCCUUCAUAAGACUGUAACGUCUAACGAUUUGGUGGAUGAAAAUAUUGCUGAUAUAACAGGUAUCACAGUAUCCUACAGAGCGUAUCGAGACUAUGUACUGAAGAAUGGUAUUGAAAAUAACCUACCCGGAAUCAAAUUUAACCAAAACCAACUCUUCUGGAUAAUGUCCAGUACUUAUUUAUGUGAAAGCAAGAGCCACAAAGACGUUUCCACAAAGAAAGUGCGUCACAUGAAUUCCAGACUGAGAGUGUUGGGUACUUUGAUGAAUUCGCCAUACUUCGCUGACGACUUUAACUGCCCGACUGGAUCUCGCAUGAAUCCAAGUAAAAAAUGUUCAGUAUUGACUUAAUUUAAUAAAUAGUAAUAUAACCUUCAAAUUUAUUAAUA